AAAAUUUAUAUUUUUUUAGAAAAGAAAGAUGGGGGACUCAGAUUCCCUGUCUUUCAAUCAAAUUCAAGACAACAGCGAUGAUCUUGGAGCUUUAGAAGAAACAGAUGAAUGUGUUUGUUGCUGCGAGGUACUAGAAGACUCACUUCUGCUCACAUGUCUCCAUUCUAUUUGCAGGAGUUGUGUGGACAGCCAGACUACAGAUCAUAUCAAAUGUCCAAGAUGCCGUUCUACAAGUUCCUGUCACAAUCUCGUCAAGGAUUAUCUUCACAGUGUUGAUCCUCCCCAGCCCAGGCACUGGGAUUCACAGGAUACGGUUGUCGAGAUGACCGGAAUCAUAUCCCGGGGUCGGGAGAGGAUUGAAGCUUGUAACGAGAAUAUUAACAAACUCACCAAUAAUCUCGGGGAGCUUCAUGAGGAGAGGGAGAAGAUGAAACAGCAGAUUGAAGACACAUACAAGAUCUUUAGUUCUGUGCUUGAGAGGAGAAGAGAAGAGAGUAUGUUACAGUUAGAGAAUAUAUUCAAUGACAGGGAACUCUCAACUAUGGACCAGCUUGAAGAUCUUAACUUAUCCCAGGCGCAUUUGGAGCACACUAUUCAAUACGUAUCCAGAGUUAUAUCUGAGUUCCCAGAUACCGAAGCUAGAUCUAUUCUUCCAAUGGCCAAGGUUCAACUGGAGUCGAAUAUGCGGGUACUGGAUACACUGUCUAGACAGGAUAAACCUGCUCAGACACUUGUCUGUAAAUCUGAUCUCAAACUCUUUCAGAAGGCUGUAAGGGAUAGUUUUGGCAGUUUUGGAAACUAUGAUGAUUCCAGUGUCUCAGCUGAAAACCUAGUUAUUCCGGAAAUUGCUCAAAGAAAUGUGAUAAACUCAAGAUCUACUCACACCAAGGCGAUCACAAACAUGGAUCGGAGCAGGAUGCUCCCCACCUCUACCGAUCUUUUAUCCCCUCAAGGAGGAGAUCAGGGGUUUGUGUCUCCUGGAGAUCAUCUCCUGUCCCCUCUAGGGGAUCAUCAGGGUCUCCUUUCCCUCGGUAAACCUGGUCUAUCUCUCCAGGUUCCCUCUUACUCUGGGCAGCAUGGCAGUCUUUCAGUUCCUGUCGGGUCUCCUAGAGGUCCUAGUCCCCGGUCUCACGGACCAAUAGGAUCCAAUCUAUCUAGUCCUUCUCACCACGGGUACUCCAGUGGUCGAAUGGGAAACUCUCAUCCUGACUUGAGCUAUGCAGCGCAUACUCCUCCCCUUUACGGUAGAGGACACACCCCUCCCCUUCAAGGUUCAGGACACACCCCACCACUCAUCACCCAGGAUACAACACAUAGAAACGAUUUCAGUUUGGCAGAGCUGGCGGAUAAAAUUAAUCGUUCAAACUCUGGUCCUUCGCAUCAUAACUUUACUCUAGCUGAACUUAUCUCUAAUGUAGCAGAGAACCCGAAUAAGGACUGGGAUGGAGCACCAACUCCCAGUCAAGCAUAUUCCAAUCUAGCAGCUCUAGCCAAGCUUGAUGAGAUGCAGGAUAAGUCUGGAAACUGGUCUAGUGUAGACCACAACCUUCUACUCCCAGACCUAGAGAGAUCUUCUUUAUCAAGAUCUAUGUCAGCUCUCACAAGUGGACAGCUCUCACCUAUACCCCUGAGAGCACAGGGAUCUCCUAGUCCUUAUGGUCUUAACAUUCCGGGACUAGAUCAUAGAGGAGUCUCUCCAAUUUCUCCAAUAGAUGGUAUGAUGCCCUCAAUGCCUGGAGCACCAGGCAGUCCUUUCCCUCCUAUCCGAGGCAACAGAUCGGUAAGCUUAUUAAAUCUUUAGCAUAAGAAUAUUAGG
Molecule: messenger RNA, 1816 nt
Organism: Eurytemora carolleeae
Lineage: Eukaryota; Metazoa; Arthropoda; Copepoda; Calanoida; Temoridae
Exons: 21
Coding region: 29-1801 (590 amino acids)
Biological process (GO): positive regulation of DNA-templated transcription
Cellular component (GO): chromatin; nucleoplasm
Molecular function (GO): ubiquitin-protein transferase activity
Source: RefSeq, a predicted model, not a curated record